AUGGACAUGGAUUGUCCGGGAGUUGCGGCGGAGUUCGGCAGGGUUCAGGAGCCUGCAGCGGACGACGAUGAGGACAAUAGGAAUCGGAACGAAGACGACGAAGACGGGGAGGAGACGGGCGACGAUUUCGAGUUGCACGACGGGCCGAUUAACAACGACGGUGGAGGCAUCUCCGCGGGAGGGCCCGGGUGGGAGGCUUUCCUACCGCAGGGUAGUCUGAGGGUUUUGCUGGUCGAAGACGACGACUCCACCCGCCACGUCGUCGGCGCGCUGCUGAGAAAUUGUUCCUACGAAGUCACACCCGCGUCUAACGGCGUGCACGCGUGGGAGCUGCUGACGGCGAGCGGUGCAGCUCGGUUCGACCUGGUGCUGACGGACGUGGUGAUGCCGGGUCUAUCAGGCAUCGGGCUGCUCACGCGCAUCAUGACGCGGGAAGCUCUCCGCGGCAUGCCCGUCAUCAUGAUGUCGUCGCACGACAGCAUGGAGAUGGUGUUGAAGUGCUUUCAGAAGGGCGCGGCGGACUUCCUCGUGAAGCCAGUGCGCAAGAACGAGCUCAAGAACCUCUGGCAGCACGUCUGGCGCCGAUGCCACUCGUCUACGGGCAGUGGCAGUGGCAGCGGCAGUGGCACGAACGGCAAGGUGCUGCGGGAGAAGCGGGGUGCGUACGAGGGCGACGGCGUGGGGUGCAGCUUCAACGUGAACGGCGGCAGCGACAACGGCAGUGGCACUCAGGUUCGUAUCGGCCCACGUGCUGCUGCUGGGAUCGAUGCUGGGAGUGACGCGGGGGGUGAUGCCGGGAGCUAUCAUGGGAGGCAUACCGAGGGGAAUGCUGGGAGGGAUGCGGGCAGUCGCACGUGCUCGCCUGUGCGCGGCAGCAUCGGCCACAUGUCUCUGUGCCCAACGGACGUCUCUUCAUGCAGUCUGGGGCACCGACUCCCACGCACUGACCCCCUUGGUAGACGACCAAGAGGCCCCGAGACUGGCGUUCCGUCACGUCCGGAUCCAGGCUGGGCUUCAGGCUCGGUGUCAGGCUCGGCGUUGGGCUCGGCGUCAGGCUCGGAGUCUGGCUCGGAUUCGUCCUUGAACGAGGCCUCAGGCUCGGGCGAUGGUGGGAAGAAGCGCGGUGGUUCGUCUUCCGCCCACCUCUCCGCUCCCCGCUCUCCUGCGCCGCCUCCUCUCCGCGCGCCUCAACCUCCUGCAACGCCGCUUCUUACGCUUCUCGCGGAGUGA
This is a messenger RNA of Closterium sp. Yama58-4, 1230 nucleotides long. The record is from the annotation of a GenBank genome assembly. Lineage: Eukaryota; Viridiplantae; Streptophyta; Zygnematophyceae; Desmidiales; Closteriaceae.